UAGAGUAUGUGUGUUUCUCAUCAGUCCCUUUGAACAUCGCAAACGACGUUUACGAUAUUUUAACGUGAUAUUUUUCUGUGUUGUGAUCAAACAGUUUAUUGUGACAGAAUUAUGUGGAUUUAGAUUAAUUUAUGGUUGUGUGGUUUGUGUUAUCUGGAGGUUUGUCGGAAUAGUGCUUGUAUCACAGGUACUGGAAAUAAUGCUGACUCGGGUCGUAAAAACAACAUGUGAUAAGCUGGUUCGCUUAAAAUAUCCUUUUGUGAUUGGAGAAUGAUAUAAGGAAUCUGGACAACAUUUAUAUCUAAAUGAAAAUGAUAUGCUUUCAUUAUAACGAUAAUGAUAGAAUUUGCAUGAAGCGCCUGUAAUAAGAACAACUAUACAACCAUGCUGUCCCAACUGCACUUAGCUUUUUAUGGGGUCUGCCUCUUCAUGUUGAGUGCCGGAAGUCACCAAGAAGUGCUUAUUGAGGAGUCAACUAACAUCGAGUCUCUACACGCUCCUACGGGCGGUACUGUGGAAUUGCCAUGUGACGUCACUCCUGCCCUCCCCGAUGAUCGAAUGGGUCUCGUCAUCUGGUACAAACAAGGGCACGACACUCCUAUAUAUUCGUUGGAUACGAGGGAGGGUGUGACGUCACACUGGUCGGACCCCACGACCCUCGGCUCCAGGGCCACCUUCCGCAGCAGCACAACGCCGGCUGUGCUACUUCUUACCAAGCUUAGGCCUGAAGACAGCGGACAAUAUAGAUGUCGUGUGGAUUUCAUCAGAUCACCCACCAAGAACACCAGAUUGAACCUCACUGUACUCAUUCCACCGGAACGUUUAAUUAUUCUAAAUCAAGAAGGUGAUGAGAUCAAAGGCGGAGUACUCGGUCCAUAUGAUGAGGGGACUGAAGUCAAUCUAACUUGCGUUGCCGUUGGAGGUCGGCCUCCAGCGAGGGUGUCCUGGUGGAAGUCGCACGCACUCCUGGCUAAUUCAGAGGCGAGAGCCGCUGUUACCUUCACGCUACAGAGAUCUGAUUACGGAACCGAUAUCACGUGUCAGGCUGUCACUGAUCCGACCAUAACGCCGCUCUCCGAGAAUGUCUCCAUAGACGUGAAUUUGCGACCUCUAUGGGUAAGGCUGUUAGGGGGUAAGCGACCUCUAGUGGCGGGGCAGAGUACUGAAUUAGUCUGCCAAGCGGUCGGAGCGCGACCAAAACCUAACAUAUCAUGGUGGAAAGGAGGCACAAGAUUGAAGAAUGUUAGAGAAACAAUUUCAUCGGAUGGCAAUGUUACCAGCAGUAUCCUGACCUUUGUGCCCUCGAUCGAUGAUGCUGGGCGGGUUUUAUCGUGCAGAGCUAUACAACCUCGUUUACCACACUCUACUCACGAAGACGGUUGGAAACUAGAAAUACAACAUUUGCCAGUGGUCAAAUUGGAAUUAGGUGCUAACUUGGACGCGGAUAAAGUGAUAGAAGGUUCUGAUGUGUAUUUAGAUUGUAUGGUGCGAGCAAAUCCAUGGCACAGUCAUGUAUAUUUUACUCACAAUGGUGCAAUAGUAAAACCCGGCCCAGGAGUUGUUUUGGCCAACCAGAGCCUCGUUCUUCAGCGUAUGUCUAGAAAAGCUACGGGCGGUUAUGUUUGCGUCGCAAGGAAUGCACUAGGCGAGGGCUACAGUGACCCACUAGUGUUGGAAGUGAAAUAUGCUCCUACAUGCAAAUCUCAUCAAGCGACCGUCAUCAGAGCAGCUCGUGGGGAGGUCGUCGAUAUUAUGUGUGAAAUUGAUGCCAAUCCUAUGGAACCGAUGACAUAUCAGUGGUGGUUUAAUAGCAGUACGCAAACAAAACUGGAACUCAAUACGUUUUCAACAAAUUCUCAGAAUAACCUCGGAAGGUAUUUGUACACAGUGAACACUUCAUCUGACUACGGCUGGGUUCAAUGCACUGGUACGAAUUCUGUUGGAAGACAGAACACUCCUUGCUUGUUUCACAUCCUUCCUGCUGAGAAACCGUCGUCGGUGAAAAACUGCGAAAUCACAAACAUGACGUAUGACUCACUAACUCUUGGAUGUUCCCCCGGACACGACGGUGGCAUGAAACAAUCGUUUCUAUUACAAGUAUAUGACAUAUCAACCGGUAUUCUGCUUCGUAAUAUAACAAGCGAAGAGGCUCAAUUCAUAGUUUGGGGUCUGUCCGGAAGUACAGCAGUUGGUAUAUCCGUUAGAGCCUUCAAUAAGAAAGGCUUAAGCGAGCCCUUUACCCUCACAUCAAACUUAUUGAAACAUCCACAACGACAUACAGCCAACGUUCCGGUUCGUGUGGAACUAACAACUGUGUUGGUGAGCGUGCUCGUUGCUGUGGCCGUUAUAGCAAUACUCACAGCAGUAUCCGCUGUCAUUUUCUGUUGGAAAUACUGUAAUAAAGACGACAAAAAUGAAAAGACAAAUCGAAAACAGGACGAGAUAUCAAAUAUACCGUUGACUGGUACCAACGAGUGUGAGAGCGUUGAUAGCUUGGAUAAAAAUCCAGACAUAAUACCAAUCGAGGGUAAAAUAAGCGAUAAUUGUUCGAACAAAUCCUCCGCGACCGAUUAUAGCUCCAUAAGACCGUUGUUAUCAAAAUCGGACGACAAAUACGAUCACAAUCCGACCGAUCGGCACUACGACCACGGCGAUCCGUGUAGCCAAUACGUCCAAGUACGACCGUUAGACUUCCGAGUACAUCAAUACCAGCAUGGCCUACAAAUGCCCAACGUGGGCCAAGCUAUGCCAGGCCUUGGGAUGCACAUGCCAAAUAUUGGACCAAACGAGUGCCGGCCGUAUGAUAAGGUUUACGAGAAUUGGCUGAAGUACAAGAAUGCCUUACCGCUAAAUACUAGCGGACUGCUGCCGGUAGAACAGCUCAUGCCACCGGAACUGUACACUCCAUCGAUAUACACAACCUCCAGCCGGAAUCCUCUCAACCUGUCUCAGAUGCCGGAACUCGAGCCUUUCUGUGACAGAAGGUCGCCCCCCGUUAGGGUCAACGCGGAUAAUAACAGCGCCUACUAUAAUGUUGACAGACAUACACACACCCUGCCUUUAAGGCGACCUGCCAACCAUCAAUUAGAUACGAAGCAGAAUCAAUUGAAAACAGCGGAAAACAUCAUGAAGCAACCGGAAACGAGCCAAGAGUGUAGAUGAGUAACCACCGAUGACUAUCUAGAGACGAAAAUGUAGUUCAGUGUAAUGUGAAUAAUAAUUUAAUUAAAAUGAACAUAAAUCGAAAGUUAACGAGUGUUUCAGUGGUAGCUGAGUUUGAAGGGACCCAGUGUUGCCAGUGUGUUUUAAUCGAGUGGUCAAUUGUGUAUUAAAAUUUAUAUUAGUUUAUCGUUGUUUGGAUUUUCUAAAGUCUUAAGACUGAAAAUUUAAUGUAAGUAAUUUAUACGUUUCAAAUUAUUAUAAUUGUAUUAGACGAUUAAUUAUUAAUUGUUAAAAAUGUAAAUUAUUGUAAAUAUUUAUUAUACAUUGUACAGAUUAUGAUAAAGAAAUGUUGCCAUUAUAGGUUAGUUUGUUUUUAAUUGGCUUGAGUCAUAUGAGCUUCUCGUAUUAUGAAAAAUUACCAGAUUAUCGAAGUAUUUAUUUUUAGUUUUUGUACUUAUUAAUGCGUGUAUAAGUAUUCGUGUAUAACAAUAAAGUUUUUAAAUUAUGUACAGAUAUAAUUAAUUGCAUAUGCCUAUAAAAGUGUUGUUAUAAUUGUAAAAAAAAAUA
Molecule: messenger RNA, 3729 nt
Organism: Danaus plexippus (monarch butterfly)
Lineage: Eukaryota; Metazoa; Arthropoda; Insecta; Lepidoptera; Nymphalidae
Product: nephrin-like
Exons: 23
Coding region: 385-3162 (925 amino acids)
Molecular function (GO): protein binding
Source: RefSeq, a predicted model, not a curated record